Trichoderma harzianum CBS 226.95 is the source of this 1350-nucleotide messenger RNA. RefSeq lists its product as hypothetical. Lineage: Eukaryota; Fungi; Ascomycota; Sordariomycetes; Hypocreales; Hypocreaceae. The transcript has a single exon. The record is from RefSeq and is a predicted model, not a curated record. Gene Ontology annotation, molecular function: oxidoreductase activity, acting on the CH-OH group of donors, NAD or NADP as acceptor. Bases 469 to 1287 code for a protein of 272 amino acids.
CAGAACUUCACGAUAGUUCACCAUCCCACCGUAUUGUGGGCCAAGCAAAAACGGUGGCUGCUUAGUCGGGGUUUCCUCGCCCUAGCAGGCCCCGAGAGCUCGGAUUGAUUUCUGCCGCAGAUUAACGGAUCUCGUCAACGGGGAGCCGCAUUUAUAGGGCCAUCGGAAUAACCUCACGAUAGAUCUGGCAUCUAGAAAAGAAGACAUUGACCAGAAAAAGGUGCCAUUAGCCGCCGCGUCUACAAACCUUUUACACGCGCCUAAUUAGACUGUUUCCCCGCAUUGUGAAUACGGCAACAAACAACAUCGAUUCUGUGAGACCUAGUGGCCUCUGUUUCUUAUUACAUAUUGACUUUUGAAAAAGUUCUAUAUACAAGCACUUAGCUGCUUAGACUUGGCUUCUAUCGGGAAAUUUCAGGUUUCAUCUCAGAUCGACACAGGACUACAGUCGCCACUACUAUCGCCAGUAUGCCGCUAAAGGGCCUUCUGGCAGGCAAAACCGCGAUUAUAACAGGCGGAACAACUGGUAUCGGACGUGCCAUCUGCCUCGGCUAUCUUCGUCAGGGAUGCAACGUUGUUGUUAAUCACCUCGGUCUGGAAAAGGACCAGAAGCACCUAGACUCGCUCAUCGCUAAAGCGGGUGCCAUCCUAGCAGAGGACCCUGCCGCUGGUCGUCUUGCUCAUGAGGCCGGAGACGUGCGCCAAGUUGAAACAGCGGCCAAGCUGGUGGCUGCGGCGGUUGAACAUUCAGGCCCGGCACGGCGCCUCGACAUCUGCGUCUCUAAUGCCGGAGUGUGCACUUUUGCCGACUUUCUGACGCUGUCGCCGGACUUGCUCGAGACCACGUUUAGGACGAAUGUUGAUGGAGCCUUUUACAUCACACAGGCGGCCGCUCGACAGAUGGCACUGCACCAGAGCCCCUCAGGCGGCAGCAUCAUCGGCAUGUCGUCCAUCUCGGCGCUGGUUGGUGGCGGCCUCCAGACGCAUUACACACCGACCAAAGCUGGUGUGACGAGUCUGAUGCAGAGCACCGCGGUGGCUCUGGGCAAAUACGGCAUCCGUUGCAACGCGUUGCUACCAGGGACGAUUCGCACGCAGCUGAACGAGGAGGAUCUGGCUGAUGACGCCAAGCGGAGCUACAUGGAGGGCAGGAUACCUCUUGGGCGAACGGGCGAUCCGGCGGAUUUGGCGGGGCCGGCCAUCUUUCUUGCUUGUGAGGAGCUGAGUGGUUACGUGACGGGUGCGCAGCUGCUGGUGGAUGGCGGUCUGUUUGUUAAUCUACAGUAGAUUUGGCAUCUUGGGCAGCGUGGCUAUGUAUUGUAUCUGGAUUGUUUAUGCAUUGUUUCAAAC